AUGGCAAUGAGACAGACCCCUCUCACUUGCUCUGGACACACUAGACCAGUUGUGGACUUGGCAUUUAGUGGAAUAACACCCUAUGGAUAUUUUCUGAUAAGUGCAUGCAAAGGUACGUUUUUCUGAAGUUACAAUUUAAGCAACAUAAGUGCUCAUUCUUGUCAGAGUUAUGUAGUUAGCUAGUAAGUCAUUUUACAGCCUUCUACUCCCUGUAGAUGGCAAACCCAUGUUGCGCCAAGGGGACACUGGGGACUGGAUUGGGACGUUCCUAGGUCACAAGGGAGCUGUUUGGGGAGCCACUCUGAACAAUGAUGCCACAAAGGCAGCAACCGCAGCAGCAGAUUUUACAGCGUGGGUUUGACCACUCAUUAUAUUAGACUAAUGGCGCACAUUACCUUAACAUUUUGCACCUUUUGAAUAUCACCAUCCCUGUUAAACGCAUUUGUUUCCCCAUCAGUAAAGUGUGGGAUGCAGUGUCAGGAGAUGAAGUCCUCACCCUGGCACACAAGCACAUUGUCAAAUCUGUGAACUUCACACUGGUAAGAAGAUACAAACUAUUUGAGUUUGAACAUAGUGUGGACUGUGGAAGCUUUAGUCAUAGUUGUGAUAUCCUUUUCCUGUUUCUCUGAAAUCCCUAGGACAGUAAUCACCUGUUGACGGGGGGAAAUGAUAAGAUGUUGCGCAUUUUUGACAUGAGCAAGCCAGAUGCAGGUGAGUUGUUAUUAUUAUGAGUAGCUUUCAUGAAUGUAGCUUUACUCAGUAAACUGAUUGUGUGGAGUGUAUUUUAUUUCAAUAUUAUGUGUGUCCACCUGUGCAUUUUGCAGAGCCACAAGAGAUUGCAGGCCACCGUGGUGCCAUAAAGAAAGCUUUGUGGUGCAACAAUGAUAAACAAAUGUUAUCUGCUGCAGAUGACAAAACUAUACGGUGAGAAGUAUAGCUUUGCAUUUGAUAACAGUACUGUAUGGGGGGGGGGGGGAAAAUGAUCAAUAAUAGUAAGGUAUGGGAUAAUGUAUUUACCAAUAAAUGGUGUUGAUGCUUGAUGUCAUGGUGGUGCUGUGUCCAGGCUUUGGGACAGGAGCAGUACGGAGGUGGUGAAGAGCCUGUCCUUCGAGGCGUCGGUCAGCAGCAUGGAGUACAUGCCUGAGGGAGAAAUUCUGGUCGUCACUUACGGCAAGACCAUCGCUUUCUACAACGCCCUCAGGUAUGGCACACAACCAUCAGCCUUAGAAAAACUAUAUUGCACUAAACCCUAAAAUGCUUCUAUUUAGUUGAAUCGGCUAUUGUGAAGGACAGACAGUAAAACAGUAUUGUGAGCAGUCAUAUUACAGUAUGUCUGCUGUUAAUCAAACCCAUUGUCUAAAAAUGUACAGUGGAUGGAGAUGGAGAGUAUGAGAUUGUCUACAACUUGUCUGAGCUGAUGACAAAAAUGCAAUGUUUCCAGCCUUGACCUGAUCAAAACCGUUGACGCUCCUGCCUCCAUUCACUCUGCCUCACUUCACCCAGACAAGGACUUCUUUGUUGCCGGUGGAGAUGAUUUUAAAAUCUACAAAUAUGACUACAGCACUAAGGAGGAACUAGGUAAAUCCAACCCCAAAGAGCUACAAGGUUUUCUUAGAUUGCGUCUUUGUAUUUUUCCUCAUUUCCUUUGAGGUGUGUAUGUAUAAAUGUGUACACUGGGUGUACAAAACAUUAAGAACUCUUUCCAUGACAGACUGACCAGGUGAAUCCAGGUGAAAGCAAUGAUCCCUUAUUGAUGUCACUUGUUAAAUCCACUUCAAUCGGUGAAGGGGAGGAGACGGGUUAAAGAAGGAUUUUUAAGCCUUGAGACAUGUACAGUGGGGAGAACAAGUAUUUGAUACACUACCGAUUUUGCAGGUUUUCCUACUUACAAAGCAUGUAGAGGUCUGUAAUUUUUAUCAUAGGUACACUUCAACUGUGAGAGACGGAAUCUAAAACAAAAAUCUAGAAAAUCACAUUGUAUGAUUUUUAAGUAAUUCAUUUGCAUUUUAUUGCAUGACAUAAGUAUUUGAUCACCUACCAACCAGUAAGAAUUCCGGCUCUCACAGACCUGUUCGUUUUUCUUUAAGAAGCCCUCCUGUUCUCCACUCAUUACCUGUAUUAACUGCACCUGUUUGAACUCGUUACCUGUAUAAAAGACACCUGUCCACACACUCAAUCAAACAGACUCCAACCUCUCCACAAUGGCCAAGACCAGAGAGAUGUGUAAGGACAUCAGGGAUAAAAGUGUAGACCUGCACAAGGCUGGGAUGGGCUACAGGACAAUAGGCAAGCAGCUUGGUGAGAAGGCAACAACUGUUGGCGCAAUUAUUAGAAAAUGGAAGAAGUUCAAGAUGACGGUCAAUCACCCUCGGUCUGGGGCUCCAUGCAAGAGCUCACCUCGUGGGGCAUCAAUGAUCAUGAGGAAGGUGAGGGAUCAGCCCAGAACUACACGGCAGGACCUGGUCAAUGACCUGAAGAGAGCUGGGACCACAGUCUCAAAGAAAAUCAUUAGUAACACACUACGCUGUCAUGGAUUAAAAUCCUGCAGCGCAUGCAAGGUCCCCCUGCUCAAGCCAGCGCAUGUCCAGGCCCGUCUGAAGUUUGCCAAUGACCAUCUGGAUGAUCCAGAGGAGGAAUGGGAGAGGUCAUGUGGUCUGAUGAGACAAAAAUAGAGCUUUUUGGUCUAAACUCCACUCGCCGUGUUUGGAGGAAGAAGAAGGAUGAGUACAACCCCAAGAACACCAUCCCAACCGUGAAGCAUGGAGGUGGAAACAUAAUUAUUUGGGGAUGCUUUUCUGCAAAGGGGACAGGACGACUGCACCGUAUUGAGGGGAGGAUGGAUGGGGCCAUGUAUCGCGAGAUCUUGGCCAACAACCUCUUUCCCUCAGUAAGAGCAUUGAAGAUGUGUCGUGGCUGGGUCUUCCAGCAUGACAACGACCCAAAACACACAGCCAGGGCAACUAAGGAGUGGCUCCAUAAGAAGCAUCUCAAGGUCCUGGAGUGGCCUAGCCAGUCUCCAGACCUGAACCCAAUAGAAAAUCUUUGGAGGGAGCUGAAAGUCCGUAUUGAACCAGCGACAGCCCCGAAACCUGAAGGAUCUGGAGAAGGUAUGGAGGAGUGGGCCAAAAUCCCUGCUGCAGUGUGUGCAAACCUGGUCAAGACCUACAGGAAACGUAUGAUCUCUGUAAUUGCAAACAAAGGUUUCUGUACCAAAUAUUAAGUUAUGCUUUUCUGAUGUAUCAAAUACUUAUGUCAUGCAAUAAAAUGCAAAUUAAUUACUUAAAAAUCAUACAAUGUGAUUUUCUAGAUUUUUGUUUUAGAUUCCGUCUCUCACAGUUGAAGUGUACCUAUGAUAAAAAUGACAGACCUCUACAUGCUUUGUAAGUAGGAAAACCUGCAAAAUCGGCAGUGUAUCAAAUACUUGUUCUCCCCACUGUAUGUGUGCCAUUCAGAGGGUGAAUGGGCAAGACAAAAGAUGUGUGCCUUCGAACGGGGUAUGGAAGUAGGUGCAAGGCGCAACGGUUGUGUCAAGAACUGCAAUGCUGCUGGGUUUUUCAUGCUCAAGUUUCCCAUGUGUAUCAAGAAUGGUCCACCACCCAAAGGACAUCCAGCCAACUUGACAACUGUGGGAAGCAUUAGUCAACAUUGGCCAGUAUCCCUGUAGAACGCUUUCAACACCUUGUAGAGUCCACGCCCCGACAAAUUGAGGCUGUUCUGAAAGCAAGAGGGGGAUAUUAAGGUGUUAGUGUGUGUAUAUAUGUAUGUAUACAGUGAGGGGGGAAAAAAGUAUUUGAUCCCCUGCUGAUUUUGUACGUUUGCCCACUGACAAAGAAAUGAUCCGUCUAUAAUUUUAAUGGUAGGUUUAUUUGAACAGUGAGAGACAGAAUAACAACAAAAAAAUCCAGAAAAACACGUCAAAAUGUUAUUUCCCUCAUUAAAAUGCAAAUCAAUUUAUAAGUAUUUGACCCCCUCUCAAUUAGAAAGAUUUCUGGCUCCCAGGUGUCUUUUAUACAAGCUGAGAUUAGGAGCACACUCAUAAAGGGAGUGCUCCUAAUCUCAGUUUGUUACCUGUAUAAAAGACACCUGUCCACAGAAGCAAUCAAUUAUUCAGAUUCCAAACUCUCCACCAUGGCCAAGGCCAAAGAGCUCUCCAAGGAUGUCAGGGACAAGAUUGUAGACCUACACAAGGCUGGAAUGGGCUACAAGACCAUCGCCAAGCAGCUUGGUGAGAAGGUGACAACAGUUGGUACGAUUAUUCGCAAAUGGAAGAAACGCAAAAUAACUGUCAAUCUCCCUCGGCCUGGGGCUCCAUGCAAGAUCUCACCUCGUGGAGUUGCAAUGAUCAUGAGAACGGUGAGGAAUCAGCCCAGAACUACAUGGGAGGAUCUUGUCAUUGAUCUCAAGGCAGCUGGGACCAUAGUCCCCAAGAAAACAAUUGGUAACACACUAUGCCGUGAAGGACUGAAAUCCUGCAGCGCCCGCAAGGUCCCCCUGCUCAAGAAAGCCCAUAUACAGGGCCGUCUGAAGUUUGCCAAUGAACAUCUGAAUGAUUCAGAGGAGAACUGGGUGAAAGUGGUGGUCAGAUGAGACCAAAAUCGAGCUCUUUGGUAUCAACUCAACUCGCUGUGUUUGGAAGAGGAGGAAUGCUGCCUAUGACCCCAAGAACACCAUCCCCACCGUCAAACAUGGAGGUGGAAACAUUAUGCUUUAGGGGUGUUUUUCUGCCAAGGGGACAGGACAACUUCACUGCAUCAAAGGGACGAUGGACGGGGCCAUGUACCGUCAAAUCUUGGGUGAGAACCUCCUUCCCUCAGCCAGGGCAUUGAAAAUGGGUCGUGGAUGGGUAUUCCAGCAUGACAAUGACCCAAAACACACAGCCAAGGCAACAAAAGAGUGGCUCAAGAAGAAGCACAGUAAGGUCCUGGAGUGGCCUAGCCAGUCUCCAGACCUUAAUCCCAUAGAAAAUAUGUGGAGGGAGCUGAAGGUUUGAGUUGCCUCAACCUUAAUGACUUGGAGAAGAUCUGCAAAGAGGAGUUGAACAAAAUCCCUCCUGAGAUGUGUGCAAACCUGGUGGCCAACUACAAGAAAUGUCUGACCUCUGUGAUUGCCAACAAGGGUUUUGCCACCAAGUACUAAGUCAUGUUUUGCAGAGGGGUCAAACACUUAUUUCCCUCAUUAAAAUGCAAAUCAAUUUAUUUAUUUUUUUACAUGCGUUCUUCUGGAUUUUUUUGUUGUUAUUCUGUCUCUCACUGUUCAAAUAACCCUACCAUUUAAAAUUAUAGACUGAUCAUGUCUUUGUCAGUGGGCAAACGUACAAAAUCAGCAGGGGAUCAAAUACUUUUUUUUCCCCCUCACUGUACACAAAAUAGUCCAAAUUGGUGAAGUGAAAUGAAAAAAAUUACUUGUGCUGCAAGUCUCUUGGGGUAAAAGUGGUGCGUGCAUACGUAUUCACCCCCCUUUGCUAUGAAGCCCCUAAAUAAGAUCUGGUGCAACCAAUUACCUUCAGAAGUCACAUAAUUAGUUAAAGUCCACCUGUGUGCAAUCUAAGUGUCACAUGAUCUGUCACACGAUCUCAGUAUGUAUACACCUGUUCUGAAAGGCCCCAGAGUCUGCAACACCACUAAGCAAGGGGUACCAUGAAGACCAAGGAGCUCUCCAAACAGGUCAGGGACAAAGUUGUGGAGAAGUACAGAUCAGGGUUGGGUUAUAAAAAAAUAUCCAAAACUUUGAACAUCCCACGGAGCACCAUUUAAAUCCAUUAUUUAAAAAAUGGAAAGAAUAUGGCACCACAACAAACCUGCCAAGAGAGGGCCGCCCACCAAAACACAUGGACCAGGCAAGGAGAGCAUUAAUCAGAGAGGCAACAGAGACCAAAGAUAACCCUGAAGGAGCUGCAAAGCUCCACAGGAGAGAUUGGAGUAUCUGUCCAUAGGACCACUUUAAGCCGUACACUCCACAGAGCUGGGCUUUACGGAAGAGUGGCCAGAAAAAAGCCAUUGCUUAAAGAAAAAAAAUUACCAAACACGUUUGGUGUUCGCCAAAAGGCAUGUGGGAGACUCCCCAAACAUAUGGAAGAAGGUACUCUGGUCAGAUGAGACUAAAAUUGAGCUUUUUGGCCAUCAAGAAAAACACUAUGUCUGGCGCAAACCCAACACCUCUCAUCACCCCUGAAAACACCAUCCCCACAGUGAAGCGUGGUGGCAGCAUCAUGCUGUGGGGAUGUUUUUCAAUCGGCAGGGACUGGGAAACUGGUCAGAAUUGAAGGAAUGAUGGAUGGCACUAAAUACAGGGUAAUUCUUGAGGGAAACCUGUUUUGAGACUGGGAUGGAGGUUCAGCUUCCAGCAGGACAAUGACCCUAAGCAUACUGCUAAAGCAACACUCGAGUGGUUUAAAGGGAAACAUUACAUUUCUUGGAAUGGCCUAGUCAAAGCCCAGACCUCAAUCCAAUUGAGAAUCUGUGGUAUGACUUAAAGAUUGCUGUACACCAGCGGAACCCAUCCAACUUGAAGGAGCUGGAGCAGUUUUGCCUUGAAGAAUGAGCAAAAAUCCCAGUGGCUAGAUGUGCCAAGCUUAUAGAGACAUACCCCAAGAGACUUGCAGCUGUAAUUGCUGCAAAAGGUGGCUCUACAAAGUAUUGACUUUGGGGGGGGUUGAAUAGUUAUGCACGCUCAAGUUCAGUUUUUUUGUCUUAUUUCUUGUAUGUUUCACAAGAAAAAAUAUUUUGCAUCUUCAAAGUGGUAGGCAUGUUGUGUAAAUGAAAUGAUACAAACCCCCCAAAAAAUCCAUUUUAAUUCCAGGUUGUAAGGCAACAAAAUAGGAAAAAUGCCAAGGGGGGUGAAUACUUUCGCAAGCCACUGUACCUUGUCACAACACAACUGAUUGGCUCAAACGCAUUAAGGAAAGAAAUUCCACAAAUUAACUUUUAAGAAGGCAUACCUGUUAAUUGAAGUGCAUUCCAGGUGACUACCUCAUGAAGCUGGUUGAGAGAAUGCCAAGAGUGUGCAAAGCUGUCAAGGCAAAGGGUGGCUAUUUUGAAGAAUCUCAAAUAUAAGAUUUAUUUGUUUAACCCUUUUUUGGUUACAUGAUUCCAUGUGUUAUUUCAUAGUUUGUUAUCACUUAUUCUACAAUGUAAAAAAUAGUAAAAAUAAAGUAAAACCCUUGAACGAGUAGGUGUCAACUUUUGACUGGUAGUGUAUAUUCACAUAUACAGUGAGGGGAAAAAAGUAUUUGAUCCCCUGCUGAUUUUGUACGUUUGCCCACUGACAAAGACAUGAUCAGUCUAUAAUUUUAAUGGUAGGUUUAUUUGAACAGUGAGAGACAGAAUAACAACAACAAAAUCCAGAAAAAUGCAUGUAAAAAAUGAUAUAAAUUGAUUUGCAUUUUAAUAAGGGAAAUAAGUAUUUGACCCCUCUGCAAAACAUGACUUAGUACUUGUUGGCAAUCAGAGGUCAGACGUUUUUGUAGUUGGCCACCAGGUUUGCACACAUCUCAGGAGGGAUUUUGUCCCACUCCUCUUUUCAGAUCUUCUCCAAGUCAUUAAGGUUUUGAGCCUGACGUUUGGCAACUCGAACCUUCAGCUCCCUCCACAGAUUUUCUAUGGGAUUAAGGUCUGGAGACUGGCUAGGCCACUCCAGGACCUUAAUGUGCUUCUUCUUGAGCCACUCCUUGGCCAUGUGUUUUGGGUCAUUGUCAUGCUGGAAUAUCCAUCCACGACCCAUUUUCAAUGCCCUGGCUGAGGGUACAGUACAUGGCCCCGUCCAUCGUCCCUUUGAUGCAGUGAAGUUGUCCUGUCCCCUUUGCAGAAAAACACCCCCCAAAGCAUAAUGUUUCCACCUCCAUGUUUGAAGGUGGGGAUGGUGUUCUUGGGGUCAUAGGCAGCAUUCCUCCUCCUCCAAACAAGGCGAGUUGAGUUGAUGCCAAAGAGCUUGAUUUUGGUUUCAUCUGACCACAACACUUUCACCCAGUUCUCCUCUGAAUCAUUCAGAUGUUCAUUGGCAAACUUCAGAUGGGCCUGUAUAUGUGCUUUCUUGAGCAGGGGGACUUGCGGGCGCUGCAGGAUUUCAGUCCUUCAUGGCGUAGUGUGUUACCAAUUGUUUUCUUGGUGACUAUGGUCCCAGCUGCCUUGAGAUCAUUGACAAGAUCCUCCCGUGUAGUUCUGGGCUGAUUCCUCACCGUUCUCAUGAUCAUUGCAACUCCACAAGGUGAGAUCUUGCAUGGAGCCCUAGGCCGAGGGAGAUUGACAGGUCUUUUGUGUUUCUUCCAUUUGCGAAUAAUCGCACCAACGGUUGUCAACUUCUCACCAAGCUGCUUGGCGAUGGUCUUGUAGCCCAUUCCAGCCUUGUGUAGGUCUACACUCUUGUCCCUGACAUCCUUGGAGAGCUUGGAAUCUGAUUGAUUGCUUCUGUGGACAGGUGUCUUUUAUACAGGUAACAAAUUGAGAUUAGGAGCACUCCCUUUAAGAGUGUGCUCCUAAUCUCAGCUCGUUACAUGUAUAAAAGACACCUGGGAGCCAGAAAUCUUUCUGAUUGAGAGGGGGUCAAAUACUUAUUUCCCUCAUUAAAAUGCAAAUCAAUUUAUAACAUUUUUGACAUGAAUUUAUCUGGAUUUUGUUGUUAUUCUCUCUCACUGUUCAAAUAAACCUACCAUUAAAAUGAUAGACUGAUCAUUUCUUUGUCAGUGGGCAAAUGUACAAAAUCAGCAGGGGAUCAAAUACUUUUUUUCCUCACUGUACAUAUAUAUAUAUAUAUAUUGCGCUGCAUGAGGCAAAUGGUGGUCACACCAGAUACUGGCUUGUUUUCUGAUCAACCCCCCCUACCGUUUUAAAAUAUCUUAAUUCCCAGUCAUGUGAAAUCCAUAGAUUAGGGCCUAACACAUUUUUUUAAUUGAUUGAUUUCCUUAUAUGAACUGUAACUCAGUAAAGUCUUUGUUGCAUUUAUAUUUUUGUUCAGUAUGUGUGUAUAUAUACACCCACUCAUUGUGACUAGUUAAAAUGUUCAUAUGAAUCAAUGUCUUUGAAGUCAAGCGUCUCACCUUGAGAAAAACUUCAAUGGAAUCUUCCAUCUCUCUCCUUUGUGUAGAGUCAUAUAAGGGCCACUUUGGGCCGGUCCAUUGUGUUCACUUUAGUCCAGACGGGGAGCUCUAUGCCAGCGGCUCAGAGGAUGGAACACUCCGCCUGUGGCAGACAGCCGUGGGUAAAACCUACGGCCUGUGGAAAUGCGUGCUGCCAGGUGAGGGGGGGCAGACAAUAAAUCUGUCCCUGUGGUCCAUUUCAAUUGGAUGUCAUUCCAGAAAUAUGAAGUAGCUAGCAUUUAGACUAAUUUGUUUUCUAAUAAAAAUUAAGUAAAAAAAAUACUGAUUAGAAUUAUUUGUUGGUUCACAGAGGAGCUGAUCUCAGACAACUGUGAUGUCUCCUACCCAGCUACACCUGAAAUAAAGGCCUGAGGUCCAGGACCCAACAACAGAGUUCCUCCAAGAGGAGGGAGGAGCCAGUUGGUCUACACACAACUUCUGGCAGGGUCCCUAUCCACUAUCCCUAAAUUGGGACUAAUGUGGGGAAGAGAUUAACUUUGAGUCCUAACACACACGCUAUGUCUGUCAGUGCUCAUCCUAUUGCAGAUUUUACUCCAUUUUGACGAUGUGACCAUGCAGCCUGAUCUGGUUUUUCCAUUAGGAAGUAUUUGGGCUUUAUUUGCCAAGCAUCAGAUGUUAGUUUUUAUCAAUAGUAUAUGGGAGAGAUGUUAACAUUGAGAAAAUACAUCUUAGUACUUUGCCUCUUUAUUCCUAUUUUGCAAGUGUUGCAGCUAUUUCAUUGUUAAAUUAAAGAAUGUUAACAUGCUGUCUCUAUGGAACCAUUCAUGGUGCAAACUAAACAGUCACAAACCAGAAUGAAUUACAUUAACAGAUUGUACACAACUAGUAUUUAUAUUCCUCUUCACAAAACAACAAAAGAAACAAAUAACUGAUGGGCAAACUUUGCAGCGCAAGCACACUUCAUAGAGGGCGCUUGGCACCACUUUGCUUACUGUUAGAAAAUGAUGACCAAUAUGGCAUUUUCUUGCCUAGUCCACAAAGACAGUAUCAUGAUUGUCUUUCAUCAAAGGUAUGCCCUAAUAUUUUGUUUCAGUGUGCUAGUAAAAGCCAAAGAUACUAUCAACUUCAACCAUACUAUGCUGAAGAGAGAUGUAUACCGGGCAUACAAAACAUUAAGAACACCUGC
Coregonus sp. 'balchen' is the source of this 10217-nucleotide messenger RNA. Lineage: Eukaryota; Metazoa; Chordata; Actinopteri; Salmoniformes; Salmonidae. The record is from the annotation of a GenBank genome assembly.